Tilletiopsis washingtonensis is the source of this 1344-nucleotide messenger RNA. RefSeq names its product putative KRE2-alpha-1,2-mannosyltransferase. Gene Ontology annotation, biological process: cell wall mannoprotein biosynthetic process; protein N-linked glycosylation. The transcript has 10 exons. Lineage: Eukaryota; Fungi; Basidiomycota; Exobasidiomycetes; Entylomatales. Bases 1 to 1314 code for a protein of 437 amino acids. Gene Ontology annotation, molecular function: alpha-1,2-mannosyltransferase activity. Gene Ontology annotation, cellular component: Golgi apparatus; membrane. The record is from RefSeq and is a predicted model, not a curated record.
AUGGCGCUGCUCGAUCUCAUCGCGCGUCGUCCGCAGCGGCUCAUCAUGCUCGCUGCCGGCGUGCUGCUCUUUCUCUCGCUGCUCUCCUGGCUCUCGCUCGACCCCUCGCCCAGCACGACGAUGCGCUCCUCCUGGCAAGCCUUGCCUCGGCCCUGGAAGGCUCCCGCCUCCGCCUCCGGUUCAUCCUUCAUCCCUGGAAGCGAGGGUGUCGCAGAUGCAUACACGCACGCACCAGGCCGGCCGAGCUCGAUUGAAGAGCUGACAAAGUGGGCCGAGAAGGGCGAAGAUGGCAAUCUGUACCCGCCGCAGUUUGUCCCCAGCAUGGCCAACCAGGGCCCGCGCGCAAAGGCAGGCUUCAUUGUGCUGGUGCGCAACAACGAACUGCAUGGCAUGAAGGAAAGCAUGAAGGAUGUCGAGUUCCGCUUCAACAGAAAGUACGGCUAUCCGUGGAUCUUUCUGAACAACGAGCCAUUCACGGAGGAGUUCAAGAAGGGCGUCAAGGCCAUGACGCGCUCGGAAGUGCGCUUUGGACUGGUGGGCAAGGAACACUGGGGCUAUCCGGAGUGGAUCGAUCAGGACAAGGCGGCAGAGACGAGGAGGGUGAUGCACGAAAAGAAAAUCAUCUACGGCGACUCGGAGUCCUACCGUCACAUGUGUCGCUUCCAGUCGGGCUUCUUCUUCAAGCACCCGCUCACGCUCGACCUCGAGUACUACUGGCGCGUCGAGCCGGGCAUCAAGCUGUACUGCGACAUCGACUAUGAUCCGUUUGUCUUUAUGCAGAUGAACAACAAGACCUACGGCUUCACCAUGGCGCUGCACGAGUAUCUCGAGACGAUCCCCACACUCUGGCAGACGACGAAAGACUUUGUCGAGAAGCAUCCGCAGUACGUGGCCAAGGACAACGGCAUCCACUUCAUGACAGACGAGCCGGAACGCUUCAUGGACCCCGGCUACAACUUGUGCCACUUCUGGAGCAACUUUGAGAUUGGCGACUUGCGGUUCUGGCGCUCUCAGGCAUACCAGGAUUACUUCAACCACCUCGACAAGUCUGGCGGCUUCUUCUACGAACGCUGGGGCGAUGCUCCCGUGCAUUCCAUCGCCGCCACGCUCUUCCUCGACCGCUCUCGCAUCCACCACUUCAACGACAUUGGCUACUACCAUGUGCCAUGGGAUCAUUGUCCUGCCAACAAGGCCGUCUUCCACGACACGGGCCGCUGCGACUGUGAUCCCAAGAAGUCGUUCGACUACGAAGGCUACAGCUGUCUCAAGGAAUGGUGGCGCACCUCCGUCGAGGGCCCGCCGAAGCGCUACUGAGCCCGCUUCUUUGCUUCUUGCGCAGCCGCG